Cercospora beticola is the source of this 1616-nucleotide messenger RNA. RefSeq lists its product as uncharacterized. Lineage: Eukaryota; Fungi; Ascomycota; Dothideomycetes; Mycosphaerellales; Mycosphaerellaceae. The record is from RefSeq and is a predicted model, not a curated record. Gene Ontology annotation, molecular function: transmembrane transporter activity. Gene Ontology annotation, biological process: transmembrane transport. Gene Ontology annotation, cellular component: membrane.
UCGACAUGGUGGCUCAUUCAAAAGAUGGCAUUCGUGCCCGGAUCAUGGAAACCGCUCGCGGCGACGAUAUUAUUGAGCACUCAGAGACGUCGCCACUUCUGCGUUCAAACUCGACAGAAGGCCACAAUCGCAAGCCCGUAUCCAGGCAUGCUCUUUUUCGAACUCCGAAUGCAAUUCUCCUCGUUAUGCUCGCAGUCGUCGUUUUGACCUCAUUCGGCGAUCAACUUGGAGAAGUGCCGUUGAAUCGCAUAUACGAAUCGGUUAUCUGUUACAAAUACUAUGAAACCAACGACCCGUCGAAGAUAAAGCUCCCUCGCAGUGCUCUUGGACCCGGAGCGAUAGGAGGUGUUGAUGAGUUGUGGUGUAAGAAAGCCGAUGAGGUCCAGAACGAUCUGGCGAUGCUGAAUGGACUUUUACUGUUCCUCAAUGGGAUCCCCGGACUACUGCUCGCUGUGCCCUUUGGCUGGGCAGCUGAUAGAUAUGGACGGUGGCCAUUCAUUAUGUUGAACUUGUUCCAAAUUGCUGCCAAGCUCGUUUGGUCGCAGUUUGUGGCGUGGCAGUGGCAAAUCUUCGACGUUAGGGUCAUGUGGGCGCAAUCGCUGUUCUGUCUCUUGGGUGGGGGAAGUCCGGUCAUCAGCGCCCUAUUCUUCGUCGCGAUUCAAGAUGUCGUGCCUGAGAAGGAUAGGGCGAGUGCGUUCCUGCGACUUGGGGCGGCGAAUUUGAGUGCCAGCUUGUUGAUGCCGCCGCUUGCUGCGCUGCUGAUGCGGAAGAGCCCUUGGAUUCCGUCGAUUAUGGGUACGGUGAUGUUCAUUCUCGCCAUGUUGCUCUACCUGCUCGUUCCGGAAACGCUUCACUAUGGGAAGGAAGAGGCCGAUUCGACCCAGGCCGAGCCGGAUCUGGCUGGAAGCACUCCAGGACCGCCCGACUUGGCACCAACAAACCCACCAAUCUCAGCAAACGUGAUCGUUGUUUACUCCGACAAGUUCAAGGCGACGAUGGCAUUUCUAACGCGGGACUAUCGCGUUCCAUUGUUGAUUCUACCUUUCGUGGCCCACAUCCUGAUCGCCGAAAUUGCCUCCCUUCUCCUGCAAUACGUCAGCAAACGCUACAGCAUGACGUUCUCGGCAGCAACAAUUCUCAUCACUAUCCGGAAUGGAGUCACAGUGCUGCUACUGGUGGUCAUUCUGCCUUAUCUCAGCACACUCGCAAUGACGCGGUUUGGUCUCAGCAGCCAAAGAAAGGACUUGUAUCUCGCGCGCAUCUCGCAGAUAUUUGUGGCUGUAGGAUGGCUCGCGCUGGCCGCAAGCCCAAAUAUUCCAGUCGCGGGAAUCAGUCUUGCAAUAUCCAGUCUUGGACAAGGUGCGGCGUUGCUGAUGCGAAGUUUCCUGAGCACCAUUGUGCCUGCCAACGAGAUAGCUAGAACCUACAGUGUCAUCGCUAUUGUUGACACUUUGGGCAUUAUGUUUGGUAGUCCUUUGCUUGCAUUGUUGUUUGAAAAGGGGAUCGGUCUUCCCUUCGUGGCGCUCGGGUUGUCCUCGGCAUUGUUUGCGGUAUUGCUGUUUAUUGUGAAAGUAAGAAAGGGGGAGGACGAGAUCAUGAGCGACAGUUCAUCGUAG